AGUAUGGUCUCUCAUCAAAUCCCAUCAAAAUAAUCAAGUAACUUACGUGAAGAUUUGUUGUAAAAGAAGUUUUAUGCGCUAAAAUAUCGUUUGUCUCUUCAAGAAAUUAUGUUGAACUAUAGACAGGGCUUGUUAGUGCGCGUUUUCUUGGCAAGCUUAAUUGGACUUGUAUCGUUUGUUGGUGAUAAAGGCUUGCAGAAUGGAAAGAGUGAGAUUGUACGGGCUAUUUCUGAUAACUUGACGCAUGCCACUGUUGGCGGCAUUACAUGGACUCUGGUGCUAGUCUUAUCAAAAAAAUCUGUGGUGGAUAAUCUUGGAAGCAUUGUUGUUUGCUUUUUUAUGUCUUCGUUAAUCGAUAUCGAUCAUUUCAUCACAGCAGGAAGUUUUGAUAUUAAUGAUGCUACACAUCUUAAUCAUAGGCCUUUCUUGCACUGUACGACAAUACCAAUCACUUUAUGGAUAAUAAUGAGUUUGACUUCCAAAAUAGCUAAUAUUCCAGUUUUGAUAUCUUACGCAUGGAUGAUUCUGGCAAGUUUCAUAAGCCACCAUGUACGUGAUGGGAACAGAAGAGGUCUAUGGUUCUGGCCAUUUGGCUCAACGCAACCAAUUCCAUAUUACUUUUAUUUGAUCAUAUGCAUGUUGCUGCCAUACUUCAUACAGUGGAUAAUGGAAUGGCAAUUGACCAAGGAGACCGAAGGCUUGUCAUUUGUGAACAUUGUUUAAUCGUAUUAUGUAGACAGCAAUAGAUACACAAUAACAUUUGUUAUAAGUGGUGCAUUGAUGAUAUGUGCCUUUGCUAUAUACCUAUGCAUACAUAUUUUUAAUACUCGACCAAACAGUGAGAAAUUAUUAUUCUACAAUAUUCUAUUGUAAGUUACAAAAUAGGAAGAAUAUCUACGAAAUUGUUGUUCUAGUCUAAGAAUAUAUAAUAUUUUACGCAAUGUAUUUUGCACAAUAAAAAUUUUAUAAGGUCUUAAACACAAAAUUCAAAAUGAUAUUCUUGACAAACUAGUCCCGUAUGCAGCGCAAGAAAAAUCAAGAAAAAAUCCCGAAAUACAGCAAAUAAAUCAGCUCGAGGCACCGACUCAUCGAUAAAUCACAGGCUUCGAAAAGAGAUGGAAGAAUAAGGAUUGAAGAAGAAAAAGGCCCGCGAGCGCUGCGCAUUCCGAUCCUCCUCCUGUGCUGCUUUCGCACAUAAAUAUUGUCCUACGCGUAAACAAUGAACGACGUUGAGGUGCACUUUUUUGAUUCCCGCCGCUCCGAGAUGACCAGGAUCUGGCGAAGCCGCUGCUGUCGUCGGAGAAGGAUAUAACCACGGAUAUAGUUGACUUCUGCUGAUUUAAGGAUUUUUUUGAAUUUCGCGCGCUCGCUUUUGCGAAAUAUGGCGACCCUCGAGGAGCUGGAGCUCUACUUCUACAUCUCGUGCGGCGUUACGGGCCUCUGCAUCCUCGUGAUCUUCAUCCUCAUCGGGGUCCUCUUCGUCAAGGUCAAUCGCCUGGUGUCCGACGACUCGAACCAAUUGGGAAGGCAGGCCAACAUGAUGGCCGAGUUCUGCUACACGAAUCCGACCAUAGUCCCAGGCGAGGAAUUGUCGCGUCGGGGCUUCUCCAUGUACAGCGGAUCCGACAACCUGAUCGACGAGUACGGCAUUCGCAGCAAGUACUCGGGGCCGAAUCACGAGACCCGCUCCAAGUUUUAGAGGACCUCGAGUGAUAUAAAACCAGAUAAAGGGAUAUAUGUGCUUGCCAGACAAGCGUUUUCAAUGUCAAGAGAUGGAGGAGGAUACAUUUGCGGGAUUAUCGCGGCGACUCCAUGUGAUUUUUCAAUCAGACAGAAUAUUUACUUUUCUACACGUGUGUAGAACUGAUCAAGAAUGCUCUGAGAAAUUGAUGGAAAGGCAAUAGGUUGCGUGUACAUAUUUUACGUUAUUUCGUGAAGUUUUCUCUCAAGACACUUUUUACAUCGCGAUGUGUGAUUAAAAAUGUCCUUGAAAGACAAACUGACAUUCGAACAAAUCUGUAAAUACUAUGUAAUAUAGAAAUUAGAACGCGUGUGCCUCAUCGUCGUGAUUCUAAGAUUAAUUUCAUUGUUAGCUUUUUAACUAUUUGAACCAACAGUGUUGGAUGAUAAAAAUUAUUUAUGUCUGUCUUGAGUAUUAAAGUCAAAUUUUAAUGCCACGAUAUAGCUGUGCGUUUUACAAUCGGCAUAAUUUACGGUCAAAUGUACUAAAAUAUUCGUUAUUAUUAGUUUGUAAGUUAUAAUUAUUAGUCACACAAAUUUUUAAAUUCGAUAUUAUAAAUAUGUAUGUAAUUCGUUAUUUGUUAAUAAAUUGUAAAGUGCCACGUGCACUAUAACACAAUGUUACAUUUUGUGAAUUCUUCUUGAUUGUCAAUAUAUUAAAUUUUACUUUACUGA
Molecule: messenger RNA, 2415 nt
Organism: Nasonia vitripennis (jewel wasp)
Lineage: Eukaryota; Metazoa; Arthropoda; Insecta; Hymenoptera; Pteromalidae
Exons: 6
Coding region: 1382-1699 (105 amino acids)
Source: RefSeq, a predicted model, not a curated record